Messenger RNA from Aedes aegypti (yellow fever mosquito), 3582 nucleotides. RefSeq lists its product as uncharacterized. Gene Ontology annotation, cellular component: membrane. The transcript has 5 exons. Gene Ontology annotation, biological process: cell surface receptor signaling pathway; adenylate cyclase-activating G protein-coupled receptor signaling pathway. Gene Ontology annotation, molecular function: G protein-coupled receptor activity. Bases 447 to 2501 code for a protein of 684 amino acids. The record is from RefSeq and is a predicted model, not a curated record. NCBI's taxonomy places the organism in Eukaryota, Metazoa, Arthropoda, Insecta, Diptera, Culicidae.
UCUCUGUUGGCACAGAAAUUUGCCCCGCAGACUGGUUGCAAAAUUCGUACGGUAAAGGACAUCGUAGCAGGCGCGCCGUCGGAAAAUUUUCAUCGCCGUUUCGCGUUUACUUGCAUUUUCUACGGCUUGAUGGCCUCGGGGAAAACCCAGUUGGCCGACUUUACGGAAAGUGAUAUCAAAAAAGCAUUAAUGUGUAGCUGUAACGUAAAAUUCUACGUCUUCCAGUAGCCGAAGCAAGAGACAAGCCAGCGACAUUAGAUUUUACGCUUGAGGGAAGAUAUUUUUACAAGUGCGAGCGAUUUCUUUGGUUGAAUCAUUAGCUGUGAUUAGUUAUCAUUGAUCGUAGUUUUGGGUGCAAAAACCGAGCAAUCCUGUGUCGGAAACACAACUGAAAUUGUAACCUUUUAUGAAGUGAUACUUUAAAUAUUCAUUAAGCGGAAACCAAAAUGGCAAUAUCCUGCAAGCAACGAAGCAAACACAUCACCAUACCGCAGAACAGUUUCAUCUCCGUCAGCCUGUUACUCAUCGUAGUUGGCCUUGGAGUGGAUCGGAACCCAAAAGUCGCUGCAGCGCGCCUAAAGUUCCCGAACUACGAGGCCCGGUACAUCAACGACUUCAUCAACUACACCCGCCCAGCAGCGGACAUCAUGGAGCCCAUUUUCUACGAUUACGAUUCGGAACCGUCGCGAAAGGCGUACAACCGAGAGUACGAAGACGGUGUCGCAGGAUUGGGCUACCGAGUUCCUCCACUUCCGCUAGCCAUGGACCAACCGGAAGAAAUCAGCACUGGCACAAGUGCUUCUUCGCAGGAAACGGAAGUCACUCGACCACCGGAUAUUUAUCCUGACCCGGACCAUAUCUAUGCAACGUUCCUCAACAAGAGUACCAUGAAGCGCAAUCGCUUUCCAGGGGAGGAGAAUGUUAUCAAAGUUUAUUCUGGGAAAUCCCUCCGAAAGAGUCCCCAAGCACGGAUCGACGACGACGGUUCGUUCGACAGCUUGAACAACGACAUGAAGGGUCACGACUUCAUCGACAACAUCAUGUACAUCUACUACGGUACGAACGGGACGCUCCGAAAGGACCUGGGCGGAAACGUAAUUGUGAUAGGGGCCGUGUUCGCUUUGGCGCCCCAAAUACUGACGGCAAUAAUUUUAUUCCUGCGGAAUCGUCGCCCCAGGCACUUCAACACCUUCUACCCGAUCUGUUUGAACCUGCUAUUGACCUUGGCGGCGUCCAAUUUCUCCUUCGUGCUUGGAGUGCAGGCCACUCGCAAUCCGGUUAAGUGCGAACUGAUCGCUAUCGUGCUACACUAUCUGCACCUGUGUACGAGCAUUUGGUGCUUCAUCUACAUCUACGUGAUCUACGACCUGAUCGUGAACGAGUGUGGACCCAAACUGAAGUACAACUAUCUGAUGGGCUAUGGAGUUCCGGCGGUCUACGUUCUGUUCUCGUACGCCUCGUCGAUCGACACUUUCGAGGUUCACCACUACUGCUGGAUGUCCAUCCAGAAGGGCAUGAUCGUGAGCUUCAUGAUUCCGAUCUCGUUCCUCAUCAUUCUGACCACGGUAUUGGGGACGAUCAGUUUGAAGAGAAUCUCCAGCAAGCAAACGGCGAUCCUGUGUGAAAGCAUCGAGAGCAUCAUAGAAACCACCUCCAAAUGCAACGACAUAAUGUUUCCGAGACUUCCUUCGGUGGGGGCACACCUGGCCAAUCGUAGCAAUAGCUAUCCCCAGUUGGAACUGAAGGAGAAAUGCUGCCAAGAGUACGCCAACCAAUCGAUAGAGAAUCGCCAAUCCGCCGUCACACUGCCGCAGCAGACCACGGGCAUCGGGCACGGGUUCAGCGUGAGCGGGUUCAAGAAGUCCCUCGAGUGCUACGAUACCAGGAUCGACCUGGGACAGCUGUCGCUGGCGGAACUUUCGACGCCCAGUUUGGCGUCCGACAUUCAGGACUUUACCGAGUUCAAGCGAGCGAUCAAGUUUGGGCUGUUCUUCCAGCCGAUCUUCUCCAUCUGUUGGUUCCUGAGCGUAAUCGCACUGGAGAACAUGCACUCGUGCGUAAUGCCGGUUAUUUUUGCCAUCUGCUUGAACAUUUUGAAUUGGUGCAUGCUAGUGCGAUCAUCGAGCAUUUGUCCCUUCGUAAGCGCCGUUUCGGAGGAAACCCACGAAAAGUCCGGCCUGGACUGUGCCGACUCGAUGCUGCACGGUCCAAACGGAAGCGGCGGGGGUCACGCAACGGACAACGAAACCACCCAGGCCAGCAUCUGUACCGACACGAUCCCUCUGCUGUGCGCCUCGAAUCCCUCGAUCAUCAACGCCACCAGCGGUGGCCUAGUUCCAACCCCACUACUCUCCAGGAAAUGCUCCACCGGAUCCGACCUGGAUCAGCAAACGCUGAACUUCAUCAGUAGCAACAACCUGAAGAACACCUGGGAGUCCAGCGUGGACAUCAGCGGCCACCACGUGAAUGCCAGCGAUUGCAUCAGCACAAUCAGCAAUUGAACUACGGGAUUUUUCUACAACACGCAAACGAGGGCAUAUCAGCAGCAGAUUAGGGAAGAUUUGGAAAAGUUUGUGAUACGCGCGGAAGGCCAAGUCACCGCACUUGUAUAGUUACAGCAAAACUGUUCAAUCACUUCUUUUCGAACAUUUAUCAUAUUGGAUCUAUACCGGUAAGACCCACAGGUAGGGCAUAUACUCUCUAUUUAGCCACUUGUACAUUGUAUCAGCAGAAUAUUUAAACAGAAAAAAGUAGAAGUUCCUCAUUGAACCAGUUUUGGAAUGUUCUGACUCCUAGAGCCAUAGAGAGGUAUCAUUGUAAAACUUGACUAUACGACUCAAUCCAUUCGAGUCGAUUGCUUAUUCUAAACAACCAUGAUAAAUUAAAUGACUCAUUUAACCGUAGCACAAAUAGAAAAAAAAAACAAGAAUAACGGAAAAUAUGUGAUGCUAUUUCGGAUAAAAAUAAAUCUAACAGUAGAAUUUUACCUUUAUUAGUAUCAAUCAACUAGCGGGUAAAAGUCAUACAACAUUACGGACACAGAUAGAUUAUCAUAGAAUUUACAAUAAUUUAAACAACCAGCAAGUAGACAUACAGAUAACUUCAAUAAAGAAUAGUACAAACUUAUUUAUCUAUGCAGUGCAUGUUUGUUACUGCGAAGUGAUCAAUAUUGUAAAAUUCUCCAAAGCCGCGCAUCAGGCGAGCUGAAUUUGUUCGAAGUGGCGUGACAAUGUCACCACAGCAGCAAUAAUUACCAUAAGGUAACUUUUAAGAGUACUACUGUAUGUUCGUUUCUUCCUAGCGCUUAUCACUACACACAAUACCAGUUGAUUCAACAUCGAUUCUUAAAGCAAUGCACUCGAGAAAGAUUCCUCUUCAGAAUAGAUGUCCAGUCCAGUUACAAGUUGAACUCCGUACUAGCGCUUCUAUUCCUUCGGAGCAAUCUGGAGGUAUUACGUUGCCCAAUAGCAUUUCAAACUCCAUAGCCAUGUUUGUGACUUACGGCUUGUACAAAACAGUUCCCAAAAAUUAUAUCGAUUCCAAAGCAUUCCAUUAAGAAUAAAAACCUUUGACGAUAACUAA